UUUGAAGGACGCAACAAAACCACAUCAGAAAGACAUCAGAGACUCAUCACAUCACUCGCUGGAUUCACUGGAUUAUUUUUCUUUCACCAUUAUUUGGAACAAAGAAAACAAACUUGACUGGUUUGUGUCAUUGUGGUGCUGCAUGGCCCACUUUCUCCUGAGAUUCAGGUCACAGACAGAUGUUCUGAUGGUUUUCUUUAGAAUUUGCUGCUAUAAUUCAAAAUUGAUUGUGUGAUUAAUGAUGGUGAGCCAGAUGGGCCAAACCAUGAUACUAUCAGCAGCAUGUUUCAUUGUAGUGGUGGUAUCAUUGAUGGGAUAAAUGGACUGGUGCUUAUAUAGUGAUUUUCUAUUUUCAUGUGGACUAAAGUAGUGGACUGACCAACAGACUGACAUUAACAUCAGAGCCGUGCUGCUAGUGUGGCUAAAAGAAAAGAGAAGAAGAGACAGUCAUGUUGAUAUGAACAUUAGAGAAACACAUCAUGGAGCUGAAAUAUGAUCCUGCUUCCUCAUUUGGACUCAUUCACCUCAGCUGACACAUUCAACAGCAGACAGGUUUUUGUAGCAGUCUGUCUCACUGUGGGAGGAGGCAGCUACCCCAUCUUUGGCUCUGGAACUAAACUGUCUGUAACAGAUGAGCAGGUAGUGAAGCCCGUGGUGAGCGUGUACCCAGCAGCAUCCAGAGCCCACCUGGAGGGGAACAGCUCCCUGCUGUGUGUGGCCUCAGCCAUGUUUCCUCCUCUGGUCCAGUUCUCCUGGAAAAGACAGAAGAAGAACGGCGGAGAACCAGAGGAGCUGCCCCCUGCUGAGGGAGAGCAGCUGGAGCUCAGAGAGUCGGGACGCACCAUUGCCAUCAGGAUGCUUGAUGGGAGUGAUUCUGACACAUAUAAAUACAGCUGCUGGGUGAAGCACGAGGGGGGCACAGUGGAGGCCCAAACACAACAAGAGGUUCCAGCUCCAGCAGCCUCCUGUCCUCCAGAGAGAGAGCCAGCAGACCUGCCAGCUCUGCAGCCAGCUGACUUGUCCUUCCAGUCUCAGUGCAGGGUGAAGCUGCUCUGCCUGCUGUACACAGUGCUGAUAGUGAAGAGUCUGGUGUACUGCUGUGGACUCUCUCUGCUGAUGAUCCUCACAAACAAGGGACCGUCCACCAACUGCACACAUGCUGACUGACUGUUUUCUGCUCGCCUUUUCUCACCAUCAGAUUUCCUCGAGUCAGCAGUCAAAAAUGUAAAUUAAAUUGUGGUUGGUUCAAUGUGUCUUUAUGAAGCAUUUGACCUUUUCUCAUUUAAUCAUCUUAAACUGUGUAAUAUAAAUUUACAAAUAAACAUGUUUGAUGUGUUUGUAUGAAGUGUAGAUUCUUUAUGUGAAGUUUUAAUCUUUUGUACAUCUCUGCAGAAAAACUCAACUGAUGCAUUCAGAACCCACCAUAA
Messenger RNA from Oreochromis niloticus (Nile tilapia), 1427 nucleotides. RefSeq lists its product as uncharacterized. The transcript has 4 exons. The record is from RefSeq and is a predicted model, not a curated record. Lineage: Eukaryota; Metazoa; Chordata; Actinopteri; Cichliformes; Cichlidae. The coding region runs from base 493 to 1167 and encodes 224 amino acids.